Messenger RNA from Clupea harengus (Atlantic herring), 4977 nucleotides. Its product is annotated as N-acetyl-beta-glucosaminyl-glycoprotein 4-beta-N-acetylgalactosaminyltransferase 1-like. Gene Ontology annotation, molecular function: acetylgalactosaminyltransferase activity. The record is from RefSeq and is a predicted model, not a curated record. NCBI's taxonomy places the organism in Eukaryota, Metazoa, Chordata, Actinopteri, Clupeiformes, Clupeidae. Gene Ontology annotation, cellular component: Golgi cisterna membrane.
CGACAGUUUCUCUGAUGAUGUGACAUGAUGUGACAUGAAUUAUGUUCAAUACAUGACAUUUUUUAUGUUUGGCUAUAUACUCUCAGGCAGACGAUCACGCAAGAUAUUUAUAUAUUUUUUAAUUACGCCAAGACCCUCAGCAUGUUUGCACAUCUACAGUUGAAGUUACGUGGCCAACCUUGUUGUGACAGUUCUAAACGAGAAGGUGUGCGUUUGGGAGGCAGGUCUGACAGUUCAGAUCUGCGAAGUGCCUUCAGCAGCUGGUCGACCCCAGCAGUGAAAGUGCCUCGCAAGGCACGUCAAGGAUCAGCACUGCUGCACUUGUCCAUUUGUCUUUGAAAUGAAGCACGGGACAGUAAAAGGCGGGUCAUCAUGUAAAACAAUUUUCGAGCAUGCGCGCGCAUUAAAGCAAAGUGCAGUACACGAGAAUCAGCGGGAAAGAUGUUCCCGAGAUUCACUGCCAUUAGUAUGUAUCUGGCCACAGUCGUCAUGAUUACUCGAUCUCCACGUUAAUGUAGAUGAAUUAAGCAUGCAUGGCAGGUCCUCAUCAUCGUAUCGGACACGUUACAGUGAAUAUAGCGGAGAACCGAAAUGGGAGACAUUCCUUUGUUCCGUUGGAGCUCGCAAGAUUUCAAGCUAAAGAAGGACAAAAGAGUCUUACCUUCAAGCCCACUUUCAGAAUGAACAAGGCGAGGAUGUCCAACACACGACGCGUCGCAGCUCCCUGUAUACUGCAUCAGGAAGGCACACGUUGUGCCUAAUGGCAUGGCCAUUUACAUAAUUUGUUGACCCGUGGCUCCGUGAUCAGCAAUUGUUCCUCUUAUUAUGGGGACUGCUCUAUUUCAAAGUUGCAGUUGCAACUUGAAACGAAAAUGGACAUCCAUGGAAAUGUGUCCUAAGAUCUUCCCUACCUUCUGUCCCCUGGCAUUUCUCCACCUGAGUGUCUGAGCUGAGCACUGUAUGUGUGUGCCAGAGAGAGAGAGAGAGAGAGAGAGAGAGAGAGAGAGUGAGAGAGACAUACUAUGUGUUUAAGGAUGCCUCGCUUCCCCCUGAAAAAAAUCCGAAAGCAGCUCAAACUCCUGUUGCUGCUGGUGCUCCUGACGUUCGCCGUGUGGUUCACCUACUUGCACAUCCACCAGGGCAAAGUCUUCAGGCUGCAGCUCAGCUAUGGCAAAGAUGCAGAGAAGCAGAUUGAGAAGGGGCCACGGAAGCCUUCCCACAUGCCACAUGGACAACAUUACCAUGGCGAUGCCCCUGACAGCCAAGAGGAGGAUCAGGCCGAGGAUGAGCGUGCCUAUGUGCAGAGCAGGGAUGCCGACCUCCAUUCGUUCCUCAACCAGAAGCUGCUGAAAUUGCCAUGGAAACCUGAGCAUAAGGGUCAGGCCAAUCUUCAUGUGUUUGAGGACUGGUGCGGUUCCUCCAUCUCCAAGCUCAGAAAGAACUUACAUUUCCCCCUUUACCCUCACAGUAGAACUACAGUGAAGAAAUUGGCAGUGUCUCCUAAAUGGAAAAACUACGGCCUUCGCAUCUUUGGUUUUAUUCAUCCGUACAGAGAUGGGGAUUUCCAGUUUGCGAUCUCGUCUGAUGAUAACUCUGAGCUGUGGCUGAGCUCGGAUGACAGUCCUCUUAAUGCCCACCUGCUGGCCUAUGUAGGCAUGCGUGGCUGCGAGUGGACAGCUCCUGGAGAGUUCAGCAAGUUCAGAUCCCAGACCUCUAAAGUCAUGCAUCUUAGAGCUUCAAGGAGGUACUACUUUGAAGUUUUGCACAAGCAAGAUGACAGAGGUUCAGACCAUGUGGAAGUUGCGUGGCGCCCGUUUCUGCCUGGCUUGAAGUUUGACAUCAUUGACUCUGCCUACAUCUCCUUGUACACAGAUGAGUCCUCUCUGAUGAUGGACAAUGUGUCUCACGUCCCUCAGACACUGGCCAGUCACACUCGACAGAAAGGGCUCAGCAGAGCUCCAGGGUCAAGACCUCACGCUGAUAUGCUGACUCCUGACCCCCGAGACACCUUUUACCGCAUUCCGCUGAUCUCUGAAUUUCGGCUCCAGAAUGUUCUGCCCUCCUGUCUCUACUCUCCCACAUACGUCCUCAAAGACUUCCCCAUCGCCCGCUACCAGGGUCUCCAGUUUGUGUAUUUGUCAUUUGUUUACCCCAAUGACUUCACCCGGCUCACCCACAUGGAGAAAGACAACAAGUGUUUCUACAAGGAGUCUACCGUGUACCUGGAGAAGUAUGGAUUCUACAAAUACAUGAAAAUGGAUGAAGAGGACGAUGACACUCCUUUCUUUUUCCCAAAUCCUGAUGAUUUCCUGGAUGAAGUGGAAGGGGCGGACCCAGAGGAGGAGACACUGAUCUCAGACAACCAGCCAGUCAGGAGGAGUGAGAACCAUAGUGUGACUAAUCAGGCUGCCAGGGUAUCGCUAAAGCCCACCCCUUUAAACGAGGACAGAGAGGGAAGAUUCUACUCACGAGAGAAAUCAAAGCCUGAGAAAGGGGGGAGCGAGAGAGAUGGAGAUAAAGACGAGGAGCGAGAGGAGAGGCAGGGCAGAGACGGAAAUGAGAACGCUCAGGCCGUCGGACCCGGAGGACGUACUCUCUCAUGGGUGCGAGCGCGGGGAGCCGGAGUGGACCCCGAAACAGCACCUUCUCGGACACACAUUCAGACUCACACGCACACACUCCAGAACUCUCAGCACCUGCUCCCACAGAACAGCUCUCUCUACACUCUCAUGAAGCGUUUCCUUGGCAAUGCGCCCUGGAAUUCUGUUCCUGCUGAACACACUUCGGUCGGUUCACACGCGCGGAGGGGAGACAGGGUUGGUAGAGGUUACCGUGCGCGCCCACAAACCCCUGGAAGUGGGGAGCACUCGGUGGAGGUCAUGCCUGGGAUCUUCCUCUACCGCGCUGGAAAUACCGCCCGACUGGUCCGCUCCAAAGCCAAGCACAGAGACACAGACCAAACCUCAGCAGGCAUCGCACACCUAAAUAUACCCUCAAACUCACAAGCUCCUUCUGACAGUAAGACACCACCAACCACAGCCACAACAAACCUGCCAAAUGACCCCCCAGACCACCCAGAGGACAAUCCGGCAUCCAGGUGGAGCUUCAGCUCCAUGAGCCCGCCUGGAAGCUCCCCUUCCUCUACUCCCCCAAAAAGCAGACCCCUCCCUGGGCCUCAUUUCUCUGAAAACAGCCUCCCCAUGGAGGACGGCCAGUCCACCAAAGCCUCCAGGGCCUCCGAGCCCACUGCUUCCCAGCCAGUGGCCUCGGACGUGGGCUCGCAGGCUGAGCAGGAUGGGGGCACGUCAGAGUACAGCUACGAGGAACCGGAGGACCUGAAGCCAGACUGGGUGGAGAAAGAGAUCAACUGGCAGCGGACGUUCAGCGCCAACACGGUGGACUUUGAGACGCUGCGCUCCGACUGGAACGACCUGCGGUGCAACGUGUCAGGAAACCUGCAGCUGGCCGAGGGAGAGGCUCUCCACCUCAUCUCACAGUACAUGGACAGGCUCAACAAGCACAACGGAGGCAUCUACACUCUGCAGCGCAUCGUUAACGUGGAGAAACGCCGCGACUCAGCCAGGGGGCACCGUUUCCUGGUGGAGCUGGUGUUGCUGGAGGGAGGAAAAAAUGUGGUGCGCGUCUCUGAAUAUAUUUACCUGCUGCUACGCCGCAGCCGCCUGGACGACAGCUUGGAGAUGCGGGAGGGUGGCGCCCCUUCCUCCCCCACGUUCUCUGCCUCUCCUGCCCACUCUGUGCCCCCCCGGUCCCCAGUGCCCAGCCGCAGCAGUGUCCAGGAGCAUGCCACCCUUGCCUGGGGCCCUAGCUACACCAGGCCCUUGCUCUGCAGGCCCAGUGUCCUCCGCUGGAGACAUGAUGUCAUGGUGCAUUUCGUGGUGCCAGUAAAGAACCAGGCUCGCUGGGUGGUGCAGUUCAUCUCCGACAUGGAAGCACUGCGCCAGGAGACUCAAGACGACAAUUUCAGUGUGGUCAUCGUGGACUUCCAGAGUGAGGACAUGGAUGUGGAGAGGGCCCUGAGGGAGAGCUCAUUACCCAGGUAUGAGUAUCUGAGGCGUGCAGGUCGCUUUGAACGUGCAGCUGGGCUGCAGGCAGGUGUGGACAGCAUCCAGGACAGUCACAGCAUAGUAUUCCUGUGUGACCUGCACAUCCACUUCCCUGCCACUCUGCUGGAGAGCAUCAGGAAGCACUGUGUAGAGGGCAGGCUGGCCUUCGCACCCAUUGUUAUGAGACUCAACUGUGGAGCUACACCGCAGGAGCCAGAUGGCUACUGGGAGGUGAAUGGCUUUGGGCUGCUUGGUCUGUACAAGUCAGACUUUGACCGGGUGGGAGGCAUGAACACAGAGGAGUUUAAAGAGCGCUGGGGAGGAGAGGACUGGGAACUGCUGGAUAGGGUUCUGCAGAACGGACUGGAGGUGGAAAGGCUCCGCCUGAGGAACUUUUUCCACUACUUCCACUCCAAGCGCGGAAUGUGGAACUCUCAGACAAAGAAGCUUCCUAAAGGCUAGCUGCAAGAUAACAUUUCACUGCCCUCAAAAAAAGCAGAAAAAUCGGCCCUUCCAGGGUACUGAACAUCCACAGACUCUCCGGAAGCCUUAAAGAGAGAUACGGAGAUGGAAGCAUCGCUGGGCUGUGACUGACUCUGAAAGGCUGCCUACUCAUGGCUGCAACUGUUACCAGCCAUUUUCUAGAACCUUACAUGCUGUGAUGAGAAAGGUUCCUCGGUUGAAGGAAAGGAAACUCAAGUCAAGUCAUGCAAGUGAUGAAGGACAUCAUUUUGAUUACCUUAUAACUAUAGUGUAAGGUUAGAUGCAGUAUGUGCACAUUUCAGUAGAAAGUCAUGGUUUGUUUGUGCACAAAUCAAUGUAUGUGUAUGUUUUGGAGUGAAUAUCAGGUGCUAAUGUAUUGUGUAUCCAUUUGUGUGUGUCUUUGUGUGUGCGCGAGUGUGUGUCUGCGUGG